AUGUCCAUCGGCACCGACUACUUGAGCGCCAUGCUCAACUACAAUGGAUGCCUGCAAGAGCGCAUCCUGCGCCGCCUCCUCAUCAUCGAGAACGAAACAGACAGCCUUCUGGCGCUACGAUGCGCCCUUGUACCUCUGCAGACCCCGACACGCAAACGAAAACGACACACUGAGCCUGUCGCCGCUCAGGGGACGUCUUUCAACGUGGAUGUCGACACCACUCGUCAUCGCUGGAGCACAGAACUUUGCGAAGCCCUCAACGAUGAGGCGGCGAAGGCGAACUGCAUUGCAUCGCUGUGUCCGCCUGCUAAAGAGCGCUGGUGUGCAGUCGCCGCGGCACUUCGUCGCGCAGGACACCCGUCAUUCACCCCAUACGAGCUGUUCACCAAGUACAAGGAGAUGCACAGUGAUUCAAGACCCUUUGCGCUCAGUGAGGCUCGUUUCGUGUGCCAGUAUGUCCAGGAACACGGGGGUGACUGGCAGGGACUGUGUCAAGCACUGCGUCAGCGUCUGGGACACGUACGCUCACCUUUCCAAGUAGCCCAGCAAUACCGCCAGAGGCUGCGGUGCGCUUUUGUCGAGAAUCGCCUCACCUCAUCUCAGCUCCUCACCCUGCUCGCAGACCUGCCCGCCUCCCCGCAAGAUCGCGACUUUGCCGCGCUGUCGGUUGAGGCGCAGCGGUUCACCUCGCACAAGACCCUGCAGGUAAGCCCGCUUUACUUGAAGAGAGAGCUGGAGCCCCUUGACUUUGCUGCUCGGGUGCCGACGUGCCACCACCUCUACUGGAAGCUGGUAAACCUUCUGUGCAACUUCACCCUCUCGCAUCCCAACCGCCUCCAUGCGUUCCAGCACAGAAUGCCAUUCUGCUACCAGCAGCGUUCCCUAGCCGACCUCGCGCGCUCCCUCCAAUGCGAGGCGGCGGAGCUGCAGGAGAGAGUCGUCCACGCACUCCUGCGUCUUAGUCGUCCACCAGAGGCACUCAACUACGAGGAAUGCUCCAAGAAGCUCUUCGGGACGGUGUGCGGUGCACAGCUGAUCUACCAAAUCUCCGAGAAGUUGCACGAAAAAGACAUCUGA
Molecule: messenger RNA, 1077 nt
Organism: Leishmania major strain Friedlin
Lineage: Eukaryota; Euglenozoa; Kinetoplastea; Trypanosomatida; Trypanosomatidae
Exons: 1
Coding region: 1-1077 (358 amino acids)
Source: RefSeq, a predicted model, not a curated record